Abrus precatorius (Indian licorice) is the source of this 1240-nucleotide messenger RNA. RefSeq lists its product as uncharacterized. The transcript has a single exon. Bases 129 to 1163 code for a protein of 344 amino acids. NCBI's taxonomy places the organism in Eukaryota, Viridiplantae, Streptophyta, Magnoliopsida, Fabales, Fabaceae. The record is from RefSeq and is a predicted model, not a curated record.
CAAACCCGAAACCACCCCAAGAAAAUAAUACCACCAUUCGUACACAACAAGCACGAGAUCUAAGGUGCAGUAGCAACAAGUACACACUAUACACACGCAUAAACCCAGAAGAAAUCUAAACAAGCACGAUGAUGAAGGGAAGAGAAACCAAAGCACAAGCAGCACCCUCAGCAGAUCUAUUAGUAUGUUUCCCCUCUCGAGCUCAUCUUACUCUAAUGCCCAAGCCCAUUUGCAGCCCAGCUAGGCCUUCAGAGCCCAACAAACGUCACCACCACCGUAAGAAAUCGUUCUCCAAAGUUGGCGGUGGCGGUGGCCAAGCCAGUCCUCUUCUAUGGGCCAAAACCAAGUCAAUGGGCUCCGAAAUUACAGAACCAACCUCUCCAAAAGUGACUUGCGCCGGACAAAUCAAGAUUAGGCCCAAAACCACUGCUUGCAGGAGCUGGGAAUCGGUGAUGGAAGAGAUAGAGAAAAUCCACAAUGACAAGAAACAAAGGAAGCGUUUCAACUGGGCCGAAUCUCUGGGUUUCAAGAAGGAGGUGAUGCAGUUCUUGACUUGUUUACGAAGCAUAAGGUUCGACCUUCGGUGCUUCGGAUCCUUCUCUGGAACCGACAUCGCCACAGAGGAAGAGGAAGAAGACGAGGAUGACGUUGAUGAAGAUGAAGAAAACCACGAGGGGAUGGAAGAAAACGACAACGAGGCAUCAAAAACGGUUUUUUCGAAAUGGUUCAUGGUGUUGCAAGAGGAGCAAAAUGGCGGGUUUCGCAGGGAAGAAACAAAGGAGAAAGACAAUGUGAGAGAUGGCGAUGAUGUUGAUGGACCGAGUGUGCAUGUCCCUCCUCCGAACGCAUUAUUGCUCAUGCGUUGUAGGUCAGCUCCUGCGAAAAGUUGGUUGAGAGGGAGUGAAGAGGAUCAUAAUGAGAAACAGGGGAAAGGGGGGGAGAGUGAAAACAGAGAAAAAGAAAAAGAAAAAGGGAAGGUGGAGGUAAAGAAAGGACAGAGUUUAAAGUCAUUGAUAGAGGAAGAGAAGAGAAAGAAAGAGAAGGUGGUGGUGAUGCGAUGUGACUCUGAUUUUUACGGGAUUUCAUCUGAGAUUGCGAAAGAGACAUGGAUUGUUGGUGGGAUGAGCGAUCCCAUGUCUAGGAGUCGAAGUUGGAAAAGAUGAUCAUUUCAUCACCCAUCAUUACUCGGUACUCUGUUGCUUUUCUUAUAAUUUUUGGUUUCACAACUGCCAAAUCUAAU